Molecule: messenger RNA, 2816 nt
Organism: Phasianus colchicus (ring-necked pheasant)
Lineage: Eukaryota; Metazoa; Chordata; Aves; Galliformes; Phasianidae
Product: endogenous retrovirus group K member 8 Gag polyprotein-like
Biological process (GO): viral process
Molecular function (GO): zinc ion binding; nucleic acid binding
Source: RefSeq, a predicted model, not a curated record
UGGAGCCAGGCUCCACAUCUCCUAGACCCAUUUAAGAGCUGACUACCAGGAGAAGGAUCUUUUUCUUGAGUGUUGUCGUAGGUGUUUAUGAGGAGGUGGGCUGUGACAUGAUAGGACCUCCCCUGCACUGUGAUAAGAGAUGUGAUGCAUGCUUGGGGGCGUAGGCACACUAGAUGUGAGUAAACGCACAUGAAUGUAGGAACGUAGAUAAGCAUGUAAAGUAUAUAGGUUGUUGUUUUGCUUGUAAUAAACACCAUUUUGCCUAACAUCACAUUGGUGUGCAUGUGGUGAGAUGGUCGGGUCAUAGCAGGGAUGGCGUGAACCCUGGUCAGGCCAUAGAGAUGUGAGGAACAAGGGGUUUCCUAUGCGGAAACAAGUGGUGCCCCGUGUGAGGCACGUUCCUAUGCUGCCCGGCUCAAAAUAGCUUUGGAGCGGUAAACCUGAGGGGACAGCAGGGUGCCUCUUAGACCCCAGAAGACCAUGGGGAUGACAGUGCGGCUCAUCUUUGCAGCGCAGAAACCCGAGGGGACGGCGGGGCGCUGAUCAUGGAAUCUGUUAUUAAGGUACUUCUGCAACUUUGCAAAGAAUAUUGCGGCAAGCACCCUCCUUCUAGGAAGGAGAUAGCCGCCGUUCUUUCCCGCCUGGAGCAGGAGGGGGACAUAUGCUCCCCCUGUGAUGUUCUCGACCAUCGGAGGUGGGAUUCUCUUACCAUGGUGCUCGUGCACCAUGCAAUGAGCGCUCAAAAGGGCGCUGAGCUUAAGACUUGGGGCUUACUUUUGGGUGCUCUCAGGGUGGCCAGGGAGGAGAAGAUUGGUCAAAGAUUAGAGAAGAGAGAGGACAAAGGCUCGCUGGUGGAGGCGUACCCAGUGGUUGUGGGAGAAGAAGGCCCUGUAUGGGUGCCACUCGAUUCAAAAGGAGUCGCACGCCUUAUAGAGGCGGUGGAAAAGAAAGGGCUGAGGUCGCCACUGACCUUGAAUGCCCUGGAGGCCUUGACGGGGCCUGGCCCUUUACUUCCCCAUGAUAUCGUGAAUCUUACGCGCAUGGUGCUCAAACCAGUGCAGUACACGCUCUGGAAAGAGGAGUGGAUGUCGGAAUGUAGGAAGGUGGCAGUGAUAGCUGAGGAGGAUGCGACACACCCUGCGCACAGCACAGACGUGCAGAGACUCAUGGGCACAGCUGGGGGAAUGGCCAACCCCCAUGUGCAGGUAGCCAGGUUAAGGCCCGGAGAGCUGAUGGCGUCUACAGAUGCGAUGCUUGGUGCGUUCAAAAGGCUUGCCCAUAGUGCUGAGCCCCUUACCCCUUGGACAGAUAUCACUCAGGAUCCAGUCGAAUCCUUCCAAGAAUUUGCCGACAGGCUGAUACGGGCGGUGGAGGGGUCGGACUUACCUAGAGCAGUUCACAAUCCUGUCAUUAUGGAUUGCCUAAGACAAAAAUCCCAUGACAAGCUGUUGUGCUCAGCUCAUGGGAAGGCCACUACACCGGGAGAGAUCAUUAAGUAUGUGCUAGAUAAACAAAAGGCGACCCCCAUGACAGCGGAGGGACUCGCUGCUGCGAUCCAGGAAGGCAUAGUAAACGCCAUCACUGUCGAAGCGACGGCAAUAGUGCCUGUGGCGCCGCAAGCCAAGGGACCCUGUUUUGGUUGCGGCCAAUACAGCCACAUCAAAGCCCAGUGUAGGGACGGAGGGGGCAGGUGUGACGAGCGAGGCAAUGGCCGAGAGUUGUUUGUCAAUAGUGCAAGAGCGGCCACACUGCACGCCAGUGCAAUUCCAUACUCAUAGAUAAUAUUACUAUGGAUACUGGUAAUUAUUCAAAUCUCUGUAUUUGUAACUUUACUAAUAUUGUAGGGUGUGAUUUUAAUUAUACAGCUCCAGUUAUAUCACUUCAGUUAUUGCAGUCUAAUUACACACUGAUUCAGGACUUAUUACCAACUCCUAUUGGAAUGGCCCUUGAAUUAGUGAGGAAACUGCUGCAACAUGACAACCUGUAUCAAUUGCUACAACGCAUUCGGAACAAUGGACAGAAAAUCUUGAUCAUUGUUCACCAUGAUACGAAAGAGAUACAUCGUGUCCUAGAAAGGAUAAAGAAGGACAGAGAACAUCAUUGGUGGGAAGUGCUUCUUGGAUGGUCGCCUACAGCGAGAGGAGUGUUUAAUGCAAUUCUGCACCCAGUGGUGAUCAUAUUAACUCUAACAGUAGUUUCUUCAGUGCUUGUAGUUGUAUUACAUGUGAAAAUUUGGCACGUGCAACGCCGCUUGCGACACAUGAUAGAGCGAACUUUUGACCAAUGAAUGGAGUAUCUUAAGCUACAUGAGAGAUUGUAAGGAACGAAACAUAUAAUUGUAAAACCUACGCUAGGGCUAUUAGGCGGUAUGCAAGUAUCUCGCUAUAAUGGGGCAAGGCUUUACCGAGCAUGGGGAGGGGGAGAUGUUGUCGUAGGCAUUUACGAGGAAGAGGGCUGUGAUGCGAUAGGACCUCCCCUGCUCUGUGAUAAGAGACGUGAUGCAUGCUUGGGGGCGUAGACACACUAGACGCGAGUAAACGCACGUGGACGUAGGAACGUAGAUAAGCAUGUAAAAUAUAUAGGUCGUUGUUUUGCUUGCAAUAAAAGCCGUUUUGCCUAACAUCACAUUGGUGUGCAGGUGGUGAGGUGGUCAGGUCAUAGCAGGGACAGCGUGAGCCCUGGCCAGGCCAUAGGAACGUGAGGAACAAGGGGUUUCCUACGUGGAAACACUUGAGAUCUCUCCUUUGGAGAUUUCCAGCAAGUCCAGGACAAGGGUAAGCACUCUUCUCAUGGUUUUAUGUUUUUCUGAUUUUCAG